GCGAGAGAGCGCGCGUGUGUUGUGCUGUGUUGUGUGUGAACUGUGCUCGUACAGGAUUGGUCCAGUGUAUAAACACAGACUUUACUGCAUACUUUACUGAUCAUACUAUUUACUGUGGGAGAGUGCUCGCGUGAUACCGCUUUCUCAGACAACAUCAGAUUUAAAGAUGCGCGAGAGCGGGUAGCAUGGGGCAGGCCGGCAGCCAGCCGAGCGGCGCCGAGCGCGCGCGCCGCGCACACACCUUGCCGCACGAGCCGCUCCGACAUGCGCCCAAGGUGCUCCCGUCGCUAACGGCGUCGCCGCGUCUCCGCAGCACGGACAACGGUGCCAUCCUCCACUCUGGUGGUACCAUCAGCGGCAGACGACCCGGCCCCGAGACCAGGGUUCCUCAUGGACAUGUGCACUCGAACGUGUUCCGGUCGCGGUCAGCAGGUGGUGUGGGGGAGGCGCGAGAGCCGCUGCACCGCUCACACACUAACCUCGACAUCAGACAUGACGGGAAUAGUCUCAACAAGCGGUUUGGAUCUGAACCAGAUCUGAGAACCGAAGAGGAACAGAAAAAGAAGUCAAACACAAGACAUUUUAGAAAAAAAUAUAGGGCACCACAACCUCCUGCAGCGAAUCGUGAAGGGUCAUCCCCAGAUUCGAGAGGUAACAACACUAAGACUGAACCAAAUAAAAAACUUAGACUAUUUAGGACCAGAAACGAGAGCAAACAGUUAAAUGGUAAUAUCGACAUAAAAGCGCCUGUGUAUAAAAGUUUCAAUGAUUUCAAGUCAUUAGAAACCACCGAACAAUUAGAAAGACGGUAUAAAUCAUUAAACAAGGGUAAAGAAACGCACCUUCAAUACCCUGACAACAGGGAUAUGGUCCAAAGCACUGCGUCCCUGAAGAGAGAAGAACGUCUUCUACAGGCGCGCCAAGAUUAUAAAAAUGCGAGGUCAGAUAGAGCGGGUGCACAAAGGUCAAAAAUACCAAGAGCAAUUGAGCAAAACGAAGCUUGGAAGACACCACUUAUAAACAAAAACUUUAGGUACUCGGAAAGGUUUAGAAAAGACGAAAACGAUUCGCCUGUUUUAAGGCGAGAAAAAACAUUCGACAGUUUAUUCUUCAAUGAAAGUAGAAACGAUUCACCUAACUCAUAUGAGAACAAAAAUAAAUAUGGAAACCCUAAAGCAGUCAGCCCACUAGGUGACAGGAACCAGCCUUUGAGAAAGUCUCUUCCUUCAUUACUCGCAAAAAGUAAAGAAGUAAAAGAUGAAUUUCAAUUAGAACUUAAAAAGGCAACGAAUAAAGUUAAAAACGAAUUAGGAGAUACACAUAGAUUAAGCGAUACAAAAACUAGUCAACACGAUAAACUUCAUAAAAACCCAACGAAAAAUGACUUUCAUAGUAAGGUCAGAGAAUCUAGUCUUAAAUUGGAUAAUAAUACGAAACAAGAGUCUAAAGUCAUUAGUGUGAAUAUGAGGAAACCGUUAAGUAGACUUAAUGACGGUAAAAUGAAAGCUUCCCCUCAAACUAGAGUGAAUAGCGAAAACUCUGAUAAAUUCACAUUUAACAAGGAGAACGGGACGAUGAACGACCGAGGCCAAGCGUCGGGGAAAGAAUCAACACCAGAACAUUCACCCACGAGAAGGCAAAAACUAUCGCAACAUAAUCUCAAUGAUAGGCAAAAAUCUGCGCCAUCCAAACAAUUUUAUUUUGGAAUGAUCGAAAAUAAACAACCUGAACCGAGUGAUCGACUGAAAGAUUUCCCGGGUCUAGGGACACCGAUCAUUGAGGAAUUCAAUAAUUUCCAUCUCAUCGAGAAAAAGUUACUGGGAUAUCACGACGAGGACGAAAUGGAAAAGUUUAACGAGAAGUUAAAAGUGGAAUGUAAAAGAAAUUUGUCAUCGGAGUCAGCGCUGUCAUCAGACGGAUCAGAAGGCGAGGGCUCCGACAGCUCCCUGGGGAUCGCACUACGACUGCGGCCGACCAUGCCAAAGAAAAUGCCAAAUAUGCCACACUUCUCCCCCGCAGCUGCUUGGAGACAAUUAGCUAGCUUGGACGCUCAACUUGCAGAAACACAGCCUCUAGCAGUUGUAACAAAAUUGAUGGGAGACAUAUCGGCCGAGUCAUCGCCGCGCUCGGACCAGUCGGCCGACAAAUCCGGGGACUCGGGCAUUUCGGGUGACCACGGCCACAGUGAUCACAGGCUUGACUCUCCAAGAGACAUCCCAGACACGGCCGCGUGGACGCCGCAACAAGACCUCGGCGACAGCAGCUCCGACGGCGCUGGUGGUGGUCACGAUAUCCACGGCGCAGUGGUCGCCACCUACAGCCCGGGAGUCCAGCCUUUCAGCCUCACCCUACCCAGGGACCAGGAUAAAAGCAAACAGUUGCAGCAAGGCUUCAACAGCCUCCAGAAACUUCGGAAGUCUGUCUCCGGGGCGCUGGGGGCCGCGCUAGGGUCCAGGAGAUUCGAUUUGGAGCAUGAGCCCAUGUUGGAGGAACCACAACAGAACUGGUUCCUCACAAAAUCUGCCCCAAAUUCCUUGAGUAAUCCCUUGUUGUAUCACCAGCCGCUAAGAAAUAAAAAUUCUCUUACUGACGAGAAGGAGGAAUCUUCGUUGCCGAAUGAAAAGGAGUCUGAGGACCGGUGGCGCGGCACCAGCUACAUGUCGUGGGGCGGGCACGUGAUGUACCUGCCGCCCGCCCCCGCCGCGCCUGCCGCCCCAGACCAGCCGCUCUCCAUCAUGGGGACUUUUGAGAGACCUGUCAGGAGCAAAUCAAGCGGUUGUCUGGAGGUGGCAGCUCGCGCGGCGCGAUCGGCGCUGGCGGGGGAGAUGCGGGAACGGGAGCGGUCCGCCUCGCCCGACCUCGCGAGAGCGGUGCCGGCGCGCGUCGAGCCUGUGCCAACGCGCACCACGAACGUCCGUCGCGGCAAGCGGUUCACGUUCCAGUCCACCGUCAGACAGCUGGAGCGCCGGCGACUGGCAGAGAAGCUGUCCCGGGAGGCUGAUCUCAAGGAGCAACAGAGAAAAACCGAGCUGGAGGCCAUGAGGAGGGUCGAAGAAGAAUUCCAACGCAAGCGUGCGAGGGAGAAGGCGAACAUCCGGCAGCAACUGCGGCUCGUGAGCAGCGGCGCCAACAGCAUGCAGUCGCCCACAGCUAACUCCAAGUGUCGCGACGAGCCGGACGGGUCGUGUCGCGCAUCGCCGGCGGCGGAGCGCAGUCGAGACGCGCGUCCGCGACACAGCAACGCCUCAUCCGAAGUCAGCGGUCGCAGCAAGAGCUCCACUCCUAUUCGUGGGGUGGAGCUAUCGGAGUGGAAGGACAGCUCGACGCGCGUGUACCGCGACUGGGGCGCGCCGCCCGCGCUGGCGCACGCGCACCCGCCCGCCUGCGCGCGCAUGCCCAUGACCGCCAACAACGCCUACAACGAGGGUUCGUUCAGCGGCAGCCCGGUGUCGGACAACUACCGUGCGGAGUGGGCGCGCGGGCGGUCGCUGACGCCGCGUGCGCCUCGCCUGCUGCCCGCGCGCUCGCCCGCCUCCUCCACCAGCGGCUCCGAGUUGUCGCUGCGACCCGCCGUGCGCGUCAGUGAACCUGAAACGAAGGUGGAGGAGCCGGCCAUAGUGCCCAACCUGCGGCCAACCGGACCGACACGGACCACGCUCGCCAUGCACUGACCAAAAUUAUACCCUCCGUACAGGAAAUAAAGCUCACAUUUGCUUGUAAGAUUGACAUAAAGGACCAAGAAUGUUAUAGUCUUGUAAAUGAAAAGUAUAAUAUACAGAUGUAAUAACUGUUAAAAUAUCAUAGAAUUUAUACGUAAAUGUAAGAAAAUAUGUCUAAUCAUUUUGACGAUAUUAAUAAAUAUAAGCAAAUAUAAUAAUUAUUAUACUUCUACCUAAAUUAGGUACGGUAUGCCUAACAUAAGACGUAAUUUUUAACCGUAAUGUUAAUGUUCCGUCAAUUUCUUGGAGCUUUCAUUUGAAUGUAUGAUAUUAGAUAAUAUAUUAUCUAGGUAAGUUGUACCUAAAUAAUAAGAUAGUAUUAUGGUAAGCAAUAACACUCAGGUCCUACCUUGUAACUACCACAUCCAUAUCUACUUGUCCUAUGCAAUAUUUAAAUUAUGAAAGGAACAUAAGGAACAAAGUACUUAUUCUAGAAUAUUAAAAAACUUAAAAAAACUGUUAACGAGCAGACGUAACUUUAACAUGCAGCAAAAAUAAAACAUUUCGUUAAAAUGCAGAAAAAAAUUACAUUUCGUAAACAUUUAAAAAAUGAUAACAAAAAUAUAUUGUCACAGGGCAAAGUAUCAAGUAACUCUGUACAUUCCAAAUAGCUUAACUUUAUAAUAAGACUUAAGUAUACCAGAAAUGCAAUAUUCGAUGUAAAAGUCUUCCCGACAUAACUCUAAAGCUUUAAUAAUUACGUGCUAAACAUACGGUGCUAAGACUAGACUAGACUAGGCUAAGUUGUAAUCGUGUAUAUUGUGUAUUGUCUAUAUGUUAAAUACUCUAUGGUAAGAUUUUUAUGAAUAAACUUUCGAAAAGA
Molecule: messenger RNA, 4542 nt
Organism: Aricia agestis (brown argus)
Lineage: Eukaryota; Metazoa; Arthropoda; Insecta; Lepidoptera; Lycaenidae
Exons: 21
Coding region: 186-3671 (1161 amino acids)
Source: RefSeq, a predicted model, not a curated record